UCUCUCUCUCUCUCCCGACAAUGGAAUUUUAGAGAGAGAAGAUUAAAAAAAUGAAAACCCCAAAAAUUCUUUCUGAAGUCUAGAGAGAGAAAGUUUUAAAAAGGAAAAGAAAAAACAAACCAAGUUCAGCUCACCUUUACCAGACUCCAAAAUAUGGAAGAAGUAUUUAGGGUUUUUACGUUUCUUUUAAUUAAUUAAAAUUAAAAAAUAUACAUACAUAUUAUAUAUAUCUCUUUCUCUCUCUCCCUCUCCCUCUCAAAAGAAAAAAAGGAAAGAUCUAAUGGAAAUGCCUGGUCGAAGAUCCAACUAUACACUUCUCAGUCAAUAUCCCGAUGACCAGCUGUCAACGGCGCCACAGCCGCAACCAUCGCAGCCAUCGCAACAAUCACUGUUCUACGAAUCAGAUUCAAAGAGUAGCAAUAGUAAACAAUUAAAACAACAAGAAAGAGGAUUCGAUUGGGAAUCAAGCAGCGGAGAUCACAGAGUAAUGAUAAAUCAGUCAACAAACAGUAACAGAAUUGGAAAUUCAAAUUUGUACGGAUUACAGAGGCAAUCAAGCGGAAGUAGUUUCGGAGAGAGUUCAUUGUCAGGUGAAUAUUACGCUCCCACGUUGUCUACAACUGGUGGAAAUGAAAUGAUUGAAGCGUUUGGUUAUAUGCAAGAAGACGGGACUAAUAAUAAUAAUAACUUCAAUAGAGUUAGAGUGACGGAUGCGGGUACAGGUACGGCUACGGGUACUGGAUCGUCUGGCAAGAGCUGGGCACAACAAACGGAAGAGAGUUAUCAGUUGCAGCUAGCUUUGGCGUUGAGGUUAAGUUCUGAGGCUACUUGUGCUGAUGAUCCGAAUUUCUUGGAUCCAGUUCCUGAUGAAUCCACGUUACGCUCCACUAGUUCUAACUCCCCUGAGGUUUUGUCUCAUCGAUUUUGGGUGAAUGGAUGUUUAUCAUACAUUGAUAAAGUUCCUGAUGGAUUUUACCAAAUUCAUGGAAUGAAUCCAUAUGUGUGGACUGUGUGCACUGAUUUGCAAGAGAGUGGUCGUAUUCCAUCUAUUGAGUCGUUAAAGUCUGUUGAUCCCGUUGCUGAUUCUUCAUUGGAAGUGGUCUUAAUUGAUCGACGUAGUGAUCCGAGCUUAAAGGAACUCCAGAAUAGGGUCCACGGCAUUUCAUGUGGCUGUAUAACAACAAAGGAGGUAGUUGAUCAGCUGGCAAAGCUAGUCUGCAGUCGUAUGGGGGGUUCAGCCACCAUAGGAGAAGAUGAUUUCACUAACAUCUGGAGGGAAUGCAGUGAUGAUUUGAAAGAUUGCUUGGGAUCUAUUGUGGUUCCAAUUGGCAGCUUAUCUGUUGGUCUAUGCAGACAUCGAGCUUUACUCUUUAAGGUUCUCGCUGACACAAUUGAUCUGCCUUGUCGAAUUGCAAAAGGAUGUAAAUAUUGCAAAAGAGAUGAUGCUUCCUCAUGUCUUGUUCGGUUUGGUCUUGACAGGGAGUAUCUAGUUGACUUGAUAGGGAAGCCAGGUUGUUUAUGUGAACCCGAUUCCUUGCUCAAUGGUCCUUCUUCCAUCUCAAUUUCUUCACCAUUGCGCUUUCCCCGAAUGAAAUCAGCUGAACCUACCGUUGAUUUCAGGUCUUUGGCCAAACAGUACUUCUCAGACUGUCAAUCACUUAAUCUUGUAUUUGAUGAUGCUUCAGCAGGUACUAUUCCUGAGAAAAUUGAGAAGACAGAUAUAGAUAGAAUUAACCUUGUGCCAAUUCCAAGCAACACCAAUGAAAUUUCUCAGUUACCUCUGCCUAUGAAAGUUGCUCGGACAAAUGCCCAAGAUAGAAAUAGUUACAUGAUUAAAUCACAUAAUGGUUCCCAGAAUGUCAAACAAUCAACAAACAUGGUGAAAGAUCUGAUCCCUUUAAAGCAUAUUCCAACUAUUGGGCAUAGAGAUGCGCGGCCACUUCUAUCAAUAUCUGAUCAGAGAGAGGAUACUAGUAAAAAUUCAAAAUUUUCUGAAGGUAGUCAAUUAAUAUCCAGUAGACAAAGUAAAGAAUUUUCACUUGAUGUGGAGGAUUUGGACAUUCCGUGGAGUGAUCUUGUUUUGAAAGAGAGAAUUGGAGCAGGUUCUUUUGGAACUGUUCACCGUGCUGAUUGGCAUGGCUCGGAUGUUGCUGUGAAAAUUCUCAUGGAGCAAGAUUUUCAUGCUGAACGCUUCAAGGAGUUUUUGAGGGAGGUGGCAAUAAUGAAACGCCUACGACAUCCAAAUAUAGUUCUUUUUAUGGGUGCAGUUACGCAGCCCCCAAAUUUAUCCAUAGUGACAGAAUAUUUGUCAAGAGGUAGUUUGUAUAGGCUUUUGCAUAAGUCUGGUGCCAGAGAGGCACUAGAUGAGAGGCGUCGGUUGAGUAUGGCUUACGAUGUGGCAAAGGGCAUGAAUUAUCUCCACAAACGAAAUCCUCCUAUUGUCCAUAGAGAUCUAAAAUCUCCUAAUCUUUUGGUUGACAAAAAAUAUACAGUGAAGGUGUGUGAUUUUGGGCUCUCUCGUCUGAAAGCAAACACGUUCCUUUCAUCAAAAUCAGCAGCAGGGACUCCUGAGUGGAUGGCACCAGAAGUUCUCCGUGAUGAACCAUCAAAUGAGAAGUCAGAUGUAUACAGUUUUGGUGUAAUAAUGUGGGAGCUUGCAACGCUGCAACAACCAUGGGGCAAUCUAAAUCCUGCACAGGUUGUAGCAGCUGUUGGAUUUAAGGGCAGGAGACUUGAAAUUCCGCGAGAUUUAAAUCCUCAAGUUGCUACCAUAAUUGAGGCUUGCUGGGCUAACGAGCCUUGGAAGCGCCCUUCCUUUGCCACGAUUAUGGACUCUUUGAGACUAUUGAUUAAAGCCCCCAUACCUCAAACUGGUCAUGCAGUUGUGCCUUUACUUACCUGAAUAAGGUUAAAGCACAAGUGAAGUCUUCUUUUGUACACAUAAUACGGCAUUCUUUUGACAUUUGUCAAAUGGCAGGGAUAAGCACUAUAUAGAUAGUCUCAGAAUCUUUGUUGUACAUGUCUGUUGUCCUUGCCAAUUGAGAAUUCUAAUUUUUAGCACAACUUAAGGAACUGCACCAAUAUUUUUCAUUACCUUUCUUCUGCCAACAAAAAUAUUGUUUGCUGUUGAUGGGAAGUUGUAUAAAGUUAUCUCCCAUAAUUUUGUAUGUAAUUUGUAACUUGAAUUAGCUCAAUGAGAAGCAGCUUCGUGGCAUUGCACUGCUUGCAA
Ricinus communis (castor bean) is the source of this 3229-nucleotide messenger RNA. Its product is annotated as serine/threonine-protein kinase CTR1. Gene Ontology annotation, molecular function: protein kinase activity; ATP binding. Gene Ontology annotation, biological process: protein phosphorylation. The record is from RefSeq and is a predicted model, not a curated record. The coding region runs from base 281 to 2902 and encodes 873 amino acids. The transcript has 16 exons. NCBI's taxonomy places the organism in Eukaryota, Viridiplantae, Streptophyta, Magnoliopsida, Malpighiales, Euphorbiaceae.